AUGCCAGCUCUUCCAACAUUUGAUUGCAAACUGAUUACAGGCCUAGUCUACGCGGCCACAGCAAUUGGGCUGCUGAAGAUCGUCUCAAAAACGUACAGCUUCCUUUCGCUCAUCACAAGUUUGUUCCUCCUGCCCCCUGUCGACUUUAAGGUUUACGGAGCCAAAAAGGGCGCAUGGGCUGUCAUCACCGGAGCGUCCGAGGGUAUCGGACAGGAAUUUGCCAAACAACUUGCUUCCAGGGGUCUCAACGUUGUUUUAAUCUCAAGAACGCAAUCUAAGCUGGAGGCAAUUGCCACAGACAUCGAGACAAAGUACAAGGUGCAAACCAGAGUGGUUGCUGCGGAUUGCUCGAAAAACACCCCUGAACUGUACGCCUUGCUCUCCAAAUCGAUUGAAGACCUGCCUGUGUCGGUGCUGAUCAACAACGUGGGCCGUUCGCACGAAGGCCCAGUUCCUUUUGUCGAGACGCCAGACGAGGAACUGGACAACAUUCUGACCAUCAACAACCUGUUUUUGGCCAAAAUGACCAAACUCACCAUUCCUGUUAUCGACAAAGCCAUUGCCUCCAAGAAGGCCAGCAGGGGUCUUAUUGUGAACGUUGGCUCCUUUGCCGGUCUUUUCCCAACUCCGUACCUUGCCACUUACUCUGGAUCGAAGUCGUUUUUGCAAAACUUCUCUCAAGCCUUGUCUGUCGAGCUCAAGAGCCAGAAGAUUGACGUCGAGCUGGUUCUGGCAUACUUUGUCACCACUGCUCUGUCGGCCAUCAGAAGAAGCUCUUUCUUUAUUCCUACUCCAAAAGACUUUGUUGCUGCCACUUUGAGAAACAUGGGCAGAAGAGGCGGUGCCCAGGACAGAUUUGCCACUAGCUCUCCAUACCCUUCCCAUGCCCUGAUGCAAUACGUUGCACACAAUACCGUGGGAGUGUAUUCUGAGUUCAUCGCCAACUCCACCUUCAAGGCAAUGAAGGCCACGAGAGCUAAGAGGCUGAAGAAGCUGCAAAAGCAAAAAGAGGCCAAGGCAGAGUAA
Molecule: messenger RNA, 1026 nt
Organism: Ogataea angusta
Lineage: Eukaryota; Fungi; Ascomycota; Pichiomycetes; Pichiales; Pichiaceae
Exons: 1
Coding region: 1-1026 (341 amino acids)
Biological process (GO): fatty acid elongation
Cellular component (GO): endoplasmic reticulum
Molecular function (GO): ketoreductase activity
Source: RefSeq, a predicted model, not a curated record